UUCUGGUUCAAGGACCAGACACGUUCUUCAGGUCGAGAAUGGAGAAGCACAAUUGCACUGUUUUCCGUACCAACUUUCCCCCGAGUUUCCCUUACUUUUCGAGAUCGGUAAACCCCAACGUCAUCGCCAUCGUAGACUGCAAGUCUUUCUCCCAUCUUUUCGACAUGGAAAUUGUCGAGAAAAAAGAUGUUUUGGUCGGCGACUUCAUGCCUAGCACCGAGUUCACGGGCGACACCAGGGUUUGCGCUUAUCUUGAUACCUCUGAACCUAAACACGCCCAGAUCAAGAGCUUUGCCAUAGACAUACUGAAGCGGGGUUCCAAGGUGUGGGUGAAAGAACUCCAUGUCAACCUCCACAAAUUCUUCGACGCCAUCGAAUUCUACACUGCCAAGGAGGCAGCUCAUCCUAUUCCCCACAUCUCCAAAACUUCAUCUUCAACUUCCUCACCAAGUCCCUCGUCGGCGCCGACCUCGCCAUCGACCCCGAAGUCAUCGUCCCUUCCCUCCACCUCAACACGUGGCUCGCCCUCCAACUCCUCCCCGUCAUGCCCUUCCACGUCAUUCAUGUUAGAAAUCAAACUUAAUUCUAACAAAGUCAAAAAUUACGGCUAUGGAAAAGUGAAGAAUUUCAACAAGGCAAGCAAAGUAUAA
Messenger RNA from Hibiscus syriacus, 650 nucleotides. RefSeq names its product fatty acid hydroperoxide lyase, chloroplastic-like. The record is from RefSeq and is a predicted model, not a curated record. The coding region runs from base 39 to 650 and encodes 203 amino acids. Lineage: Eukaryota; Viridiplantae; Streptophyta; Magnoliopsida; Malvales; Malvaceae. Gene Ontology annotation, molecular function: oxidoreductase activity, acting on paired donors, with incorporation or reduction of molecular oxygen; iron ion binding; heme binding. The transcript has 2 exons.